Molecule: messenger RNA, 7396 nt
Organism: Dicentrarchus labrax (European seabass)
Lineage: Eukaryota; Metazoa; Chordata; Actinopteri; Moronidae
Gene: nalf1b
Product: NALCN channel auxiliary factor 1
Exons: 3
Coding region: 634-1839 (401 amino acids)
Biological process (GO): calcium ion import across plasma membrane
Cellular component (GO): plasma membrane
Molecular function (GO): stretch-activated, monoatomic cation-selective, calcium channel activity
Source: RefSeq, a predicted model, not a curated record
AUGCACAUAGGUAAUAAGCUGCUCCGCCACUGCGCAACGAUGGAGCUAUCGCAACGAUGGAGAUGACGCAAACAGACCCAGCUCUCCGAAAAAGUGUUUCAAGACGAACAUGGCGGCAACUUAACCGCGGUCCAAGAUGACAAUGGCCAACGGGAGAAAUGAUUCUAGGCUUUCCGCCCAGGUACGGGACAGAGAAACCAGCCUGCGUGCAUCGAAAGGGCUCGUUGCUCUCCUUUAAGUGAAUCUGCAAAGCGAACGGCUGCAGACGCGCAGCAUCAGUACCGAGAGGCUCGCAACAGCUGGUCUCCCUGCGCCCCCGACUAGAGAACAAACCCGGGGAAGGGACGAUAAGGAGAGGGGGCAUGCGGUCAAAGAGGACGCCGUUUCCCCCCGGAGAGCCAUGGAGAACCGGGAUGCGGCAGCGCGAAGCUUAAUCUGUGCGGGCGCGCUAAUUGGAUCGGAAUAGCACCGAUUGUUGCGGGCGCGAUUGAGGAGCGCCCUGGACCGGCGGAGGCACGGCACCCCACCGUUACAGAGGAGAACCAACCGGAGUCCAUCUCCCCCCAAGUCAAUGAGUAUUGUGGCAGAGCAGCCCCCGCGGUGGAGUCGGCCAGGGCAGCACUUUCCUAAAAUAUGACCAGGGGUGCUUGGAUGCGUCGGCAGCAUGAUGAAGGCUUAAAAUUCUGGUUUGCACCCCGAGAGAACGAGAAGCCAUUUACCGAGUCGGAGCGGGCCCAGAGAUGGCGACUGUCGCUGGCCUCUCUGCUGUUCAUCACCGUCCUGCUCUCUGAUCACUUGUGGUUCUGCGCCGAGGCGAAACUGACGCGAACCCGAGACAAGCGGUCGGACGAGGGGCUUGCAAUUACGGACAUGGGCGAGUACCCAAACUCCCAACACCAACACCAUAUCCAAACAUCACCUGACCCCCACCGUCUCGCCAGAGAGCAAGAUGUUAUUUUUCUAGGGAAUUCUACCAAACCUCUGUGGCGAAUGGACACCUGUCACCCUGACAGCCUGUCCAAAGACUGCUUUACUUUCACGGACGCGGAGACCGUGUGCCUGGGCCUCUCCGGUGGAGGGGAAAAGGGGACACAGUUGGCGUACGUGAAUCUGAGCGAUUUAUACCUUUCUUUUUGUAAUUCCUACUCACUUUUGGAUUUGUUUUACGGGUUUACGAGUCCGGACGAUUUGAAUUGCACCCUGGAUAUGGCCAUGGGGGUUGAUCUGCUGGGAUGCACAAAGUGUGUGCAGGCUUAUCAGAGUCUUGACCAGCUGGCGGAGGAGAACUACCGGGAGUUUGAACUGCUGGUUCAGAAAUACGAGACGGAUGCAUACUCGGUUAGGACGUGCAUGGAGGAAUGCAAGAUGGUGUAUAAGCCGUGGCUGUGUUCUCAGUACUUCCAGACCACCCAGAUGCACUGCAGUAAGCGAAUCCCCUGUGGUCAGUACUGCCUGGAGGUGCAGCAGCGGUGCCCCUUCGUCCUGCCCGACAAUGAUGAUCUCAUUCAUGGAGGCAGCCCCAGUUUUAUAUGCACAGGGCUGCUGGAGGACUAUCCAUCAGGUGUGGACCCAGAUGCAGAGUGCUGUGACGUGCGGUGGGACUUGAAAGUGGACAACCGUUCCCGGGGUACCCUGAAAAGAACUCACCCGCCAUGCCAGCACCGUACCUCCCUCAGCUCCUCGGCAGCCUGCAGACUGUGUAACAGCCGGCUCAAACUCUGCCUGCUGGUCCUCGUCCUCCUACACACUGUUGCCAGCCUCACUGCAUCCCACAAUGCAACAGGACUGGGCCUCCCCGCCAUCACGCCUCUGGAGGAGAGCCCUGCCAACGAGGAGUGAUAGAGCUGCCAGGAGGAGGUGAGGUUGUUGGGGUGGGGGAUUCCCUCGCCAUGGCAACCAAGUGUGGAAAAAUACAUCCACAGUUGUGCUAACGGCUGGAGCUGUGUGCCUGUGGACAUUCUGCAACGCUUUCUGGCAAAUGGGAAAUGUGGGACGCUUUGAGACGAAAGACACACAAAUCAAUCAAAAUAAACAAAUACGUAAACAAACAGACAUACUAAGGGACUCAACCAGUCCCUUAGAUAGAAAGGGGACAAUGCCACAGCCUUUGUUGAGUGGGAAGGUCGGCUUCCUCAUGGCUGAGUUUCUCUCACUACGCUUUUUUACACUGUGUUCCAAUUAUUGGUUUCUGUUGCACUGGCUGACUAUGGAAUAACACAAUCAUAUUCUCUUUCUUAUGUUCAUCCUUUGUGUUUGUUUUGGGGUCUCUCAUACAGGAAGAAAAUGUGUUCUCUAAAUAAGACAGAUAAUGUGUAAAAAAAAUAAUUAGCUGCAAGUGGUGAGUGUGUGAUUGUUUCUGUCUCUAGAUUUUGCUGUGUGUGUGUACGAGCAUGCAUGGGCGUGUGUGUGCUUGUGUGCAUGUCUUUACGUGUGUGUGUGUGUGUGUGUGUGUGUGUGUAAGAGAGAGAGAGAGGAUGAAUGUGUUGCUGACAUGGACCCUAAAAGUCUACCUAACAGGCUGGUGCAGCGAUGAUGCCCCCACCGCCCCCCUCCUCAGAUGUCACUUAGCUCUGCCAUGCUGGUUUGUUGGCCACAAUCCCAUUAAGAUUUCAUUGGGUUUUGAAUGGGGUUCGGAUGUCCAUCAUAAGCACUGUGUUUAACACAGGUUUAUGGUUUUCCCUCACUUUGUUUUGUGAGAUAAUAUUUAUAGAUGUUCCUAUACUAUUUUUUCCUCAUUGAUUCCGAUACCUGAAUUUUGCGUAUCGGCUGACAGCAAAUAUCAGUCCGAUACAUGCGCGUUUUGAAAUAGAUAUACAGUAAAUAUUUAUUAACUAACCUGUAUGAUUGCUAUCUUUGUUGUAUGGCCUGGCUUAGGUCAAACCCUUUGUCAGAGUAGGUCAUAAAUUCACUAUCUAGAAAAAAUGGCAUAUCGGGCACUGCUAGGAAGUAUAAUAAUAUUUACCUAUUAACACCCUUUUCGAGGAUCAAAACAUUUCUAUAAUUAGCAUUAGUGAAAAGCUAACACCUGGCUAAACUGUGAAAAAACAUGGGGAACAAAUGGGAUGCAUACUUCCAAUGUUACCAAUGCUCAGUGUCUCGAAGGAUAUCUUGAUUCCUAUCACAGCACUGUAUUCACUUGCUUUCAGAAAGUGGGACGACAGUGAUAAAAUGAGAUCUCACAGUGAAGAGACACUAGCAUUCACUGUUUAAACAAACCUCUGGUUAGUCAACUUAAGACUGAGUGUGCACACAUCCUGUGCAAUCUGCACAGUGCACUCUUAUUUAGAUAAUCUGGCUAAACUGAAUUCUUUCCCCAAUAAAUUUCAUUGCAGCAAUGUUGAUCAGUAGUUGUUGAGAAAAAUGUUAUUAUAAAAAAAAGAAAUGAUGGCCAUAACUACAAAAGUAAGAUGCAAGCUGUAAUAAACCAGAAGGAUCCUUUAAGUUUCAGGCUAUUACUAUGAUAGGACCGGGUCAUAUAAACAAAAUAAGCAUCAGAAUAAUUUAAAAUCAUUACAAAUUGACCAUAAAUAAUUAUUGAUUGAUUAUUAUAUGUUGAAUUAACAUGGUUUAACGCUGCUAAACUAAAGCAUUAGCCUUCCUCGUGUUGCACUCUGCUGUGUUUUGAAUUAACAAAAAGUAAUUGGAAGUAAACAUUGUGACAUCAGCAAAUAUAGGAGGGUCAGGGAACCGCUACGCUGGUGUUGGUAAAUAUUUUAUUCACUACCAUUUAAUAAUGCUAUUACUAUUACUAUUAAAGGCACUAGCUCACUAAUUAGUGCACAUGAAAGCUAAAUAAGCACACAGAAUAUUUUUAUCUCACAGAACAAAACAUGAAAUUGUGUUAAGCUUGUCUUAACCAAAGAUGUGAUUUCAGGCAUUUUACCAAAACCUCAUUCAGAUUCUGGUCACUUUUCAGCAACGUUGCUGAGCAAAGUUAACUGACAUCAGGAUUUUAGCAGUGGAUUUUAGCUGCAGAUGACAAAGCUUUUGUUAUUUUAGAGUUUAAAGGUAGAAUCCAAUCAAAAUAAUGUUGUAACAUAAAAAAGAUGGUUACUGAAGGUUCUUCUGUCUUCUCUGCCUCAAAAGCCUCAGUUAUUUUCUGUCUCCCUGCUGGUGGCAUUUGAUUAAUAAUCAAAUGUAAAAAGCAGUUCAAGUAUAUUUCAUUUUAUUCUAUCACCACUACUGCAAAUAACUCAAUUUACUGUUUGCCCUUGAACCAACGCUGACGUCUGUAUGAGUGGUGUCAUUUUAACCUCAGGCCUUUUUAUCCACAGGAAACAUGACUUAAGGACUUUUUAUUAUGAUUGAACUGAACUGUAAUUUCCAUGCAGUUAUAAUGAAGCUAAUAUCAACAUUUUGCUAGGAAAGGUAGCAUGCUACCUGCAGUAUAAAGGAAAAAACCCAUAACAUUAAUAUUAGACUGGUUAUACAAUAAUGACAUUCUACAUCACACCAACAGACACAAUUUGUUCAAAAUGGUCAGUUUGUUUCUGUUGAAACAAAAUGUGUAAUCCAUUUUCAGGAACUGCAUGUGGAGGCUCUCUGAAAGGUUAUCACGGUCUCUUUUGUUGAUUUUUGUUCUCAGCCCCAAUCCACACCACAUCUGAUCCCAAAUCAGCUCCUGUAGCACGCCCACCGUCUUGUACUUUUCUCUUCAAAUGUCUCAUUGAGUAAAGGGCUUAUUAAGAUAUACAGUACAGACAUUACCAUCAACAUGGUCAGACACACUUGACAACAUGCACAUCCAAAUUGUUAGCAGAGAAAAGUUAAAAUAACGUGGCUCAUUUCCGUUUUUUUUUUUUUUUUUUCCUAUACACCUGCAGUACAGAGGUGUUCCACUGGCUGUUAGCUGGAGAGCAGUGGAGAGCAGGAACAGAAACAAAUCCAGAGAGAGGAGCGCGUCACUGUUUGUGUAAGCACUAAUGGCCUAAUCUGAUAAUCGUCUAAGUCAGCUGACACUGUUUAUUUUACAAAUGUUGACCAGCAUGUGAACAGAAAGGAAUGGUGUGACCUUAAGGGCUGACUUCUUCUUUUAGUUUUUAGAUUUUCUUUGGUCUCUUCGAUGAACAAGGCUGUGAGAUCAGGUAUUUGAAGAUAAACAGAUGUUGCUGAAUGCAUUUUUUUUCACUCUCAAGUAUGUUGAUUACUUAAAUGAGAUGUCCAAUCCAAUAUCUGAUGUCAAUUUUAUUAUAUAACUUAUAUGGGGAUUUAAAAUUCAUCAUUAAUCACGCCAUGUCUAUAUAACCAGAAUGUUGGCUUCUUUUGACACUUAUGCUGUUUAGACCCUGCCCCACUCUAGACUUCACCAUUCCUGCUUGCAUGAAAUACAUAACUGCUCAUUGUCAUUCAGCACAGCACACCCAUGCCCAUCUUGGAUGACCGCAUCCAGUGAUAGAAAAAUGCUGCUAUUCUAUUGGCGACCAGUAGAUGGAGAUAUUUUUAUUCUUUUAUAUUGCUACUGCUGCUGAAGACCUACCACACAAGGACUGUCAUAUACACAGGAUUCAGGAAAGCCAAGUUCUGGAAGACAAGGUGAUGGGCCGGCGGAAAAAAGUGUGCUGUUGUGCGUGCGUGUGUGUGUAAUGUCUGCGUCUGCGUACGUCUGCGUAUGCAGAGAUGUGUGUUUGUCGCUAAUUGCUGUGUGUUCUCUGGAGAACUCAUUAGCAUUGCCACGACCUUGGGGCCUGCAGGACAAGUGUGGCAAACCACCACUGUCCUUAAGCCCCACAGGGACCUGCUGCAUUAGUGGUCUCAUUAUUCACUGCAGCCCCAAAGCUGCAUGGACUGUAAGAUGAAACCAUUGUACUGUACAAUGUGUAAUAACUGUGUCAGUGCCCCAAGAAUCAAAACAGACUAGGAUAGGGGUAGAUCUAUGUUUUCCCUGCAUCUGUCUAAUUGAAUAUUCCCCCAAACCUUGUCUGAAAUGAGAUAGAAGAUGUCAGAGGCAGUGCACAGAAGUGGACAAUGACCUGAAACUGGUGCCAAAGCAAACCUUGCAUUGCGUAACAUAAACUGAAUUCAAAUCUGAUAUGACAUGCUGUUUUUCAUGACCAAACAUAGUGGGACAACAGGAGGAAAACAGGGUCUGUCAGUGUCGUAGAAAUGUGCCAUGUUAGCCAAUAUAUGGACUGCACCUCAUAAGCCUCGCACAACGCUCACCUAAAACACAUGUAAGGGAUCUCUGGAAGACAUUCUGUACAUGUGAUUUCAUUCAUCAUGUCAGCGGUCAUGCUGUGAUGUACCAUCACACACCAACUGUUGGACAUGUAUUCACAUGGUAAACCUGCAUUCAAAAGUCAUUCAAAGGCCAUGUAUGCUUUACAUGCAGAAAUGCAUCCUCGCCAUGGUUGCAUGGGUACGAAUGCUGUGCAUAUGUGUUGUCCUUCAUACCCCUUUCAGACAUGCUUGCACCAAGGAUGGACAUUUUUGUGUGCAAGAUUUCUCCCAAACAAUACUAGAAUUACAUUUGACUGAUGUAAAUCUCUGAUUUGACUUUUAUUGGUAAUGCAGGCAUGCACGCAACAGUUACUCUGCUGUUAUAAUUCUAUUUGUUGUGUGUUUUGGUUUGUUAAUUUUUUACUGCAUUAUACUGAGAAAUUGUGUAGGGUCCUUUAGAUUCAGUCUAGAUCCCCGACAAUGGUCUGUAGCAGUCGUAGGGUAUGGUCUGUCACAUUUCAUAACAUACCAACCUACAAAAACUAAUUUUGUGUUUUACCCCUGCACAUAUAUACUAUGUAUGCCUCUUGCCCCUAACCCCCUGUGCACCCACCACCAAAUGGUAUGUACACAAAUAUUGCCCUCUUUCACUCCCUCUCAGCCUCUCUCUGUUCUCACAAUAGUUCCGUUCUCUAUCCUGUGGAUCUAUGCAGAAGCCCAUUCCUUUUUUGGUUGUAAAUACGUUCCCUAGUAUGCUGAACAAUGUAUGUCUUUGCGUCCAGGUUUUCUUGUGUAUUUUGAGUUGAUGUCAUGCCGUUACUUCCUUCUUCUUCUUCUUCUAAUUCUUUUUUUAUUUUAAGCGUCUGAAAUCAUUGAUGUUAAAAGAGAAUGUGGUGAGGUUUAACCAAUAGACUUGUCCUCAGCUUUGCAACCUUAUUGUGAAAGGUUGUGGUUCUGUGUGUGUGAAAGCGAAAGAUUUAUGAUUAUAGAAAUGAAAAAGGUUCAAAGUCAUAUAGAAGUAUCAUUGCGAUUAUGAUUAUUAUGAUUACUAUUAUACUACCAGUAUAUUGUAAUAUUAUAGAUGCUUUAGUUCAAGUAACUUCUUUAAUUUUUUUACAAACAACUUUGAUGAAAUGAUUUAUAAAACAGUCUCACAAGUCAUGAUCUUUUCGAAAAGUAUGAAAACUACUGCUACAAUGAUUAAAAUUGUGUUCUGAUGAAAAUAAAUACAGACAUAUAA